Penicillium concentricum is the source of this 420-nucleotide messenger RNA. RefSeq names its product ankyrin repeat domain-containing protein. Lineage: Eukaryota; Fungi; Ascomycota; Eurotiomycetes; Eurotiales; Aspergillaceae. Gene Ontology annotation, cellular component: cytoplasm; nucleus. The record is from RefSeq and is a predicted model, not a curated record. Gene Ontology annotation, molecular function: protein binding. The transcript has a single exon. Bases 1 to 420 code for a protein of 139 amino acids.
AUGGCGCGGACGCCGGGAUUGAUGAAUGCUACGAGAGACUCCCUGCUAUUCACUGGGCUGCCAGGUCUGGCAAUUCAACCCUUGUUAAGCUCCGGAUCCCGGGCUGACUCAACUCCCGAGGGUAUCCCAGGAAAGCAAACACCACCUUUGCACGUAUGCCUGAUGACAAGGGAUGAUCUAGGUGUUGUUCAGGUACUUCUUGGCGCGGGUGCCUCUGUAUCUGCUCAACGGGUGGAUGGGCGUUCGGCUUUGCAUCUGGCAUCCAAUCAUCCUCCUCAGCUUGCAAUGAUGCUGAUUCAGGCCGGAGCGGAUGUCAAUGCAAGGUCCGAGAAUGGCUGCACACCAUUUCAUGAUGCAGCCACUGCCGGAAACUUGGGGGUAAUCGAGCUGCUACUUGAAAUCACUCCAGGCUGGAUGUAG